GGCACUCCUCAGUUACAACACAGUCCCAGACUGCACCUCGGAGAGCAGGGGCGGAAUCUGCAGCUGUCACUCCUAAGGUUUACCUCCAUUAUCACAUCCAGCCGGAGCCUGGAGAAGAAGAAGCUCAACUGAUCACUCUCUAGAAAUACAGGAGACAUCAUGGGAGGCAAACUGAGCAGGAAGAGGAAGGGAUAUGAUGUGAGCGACCCCAAAGAGACAAAGGGUGAGACUGCAGCUGCUGGUGCAGAGGAGUUUGCUAAAGUGGAGGAUGGAGCCCCACCCACAGAGGCUCAGUUGACAGCUGAGGCUGACAAUGUGGUAAAGGAAGCUGCAGGGUCAGCUGUGGCAGCAGUAACUAAAGCUGUAGAAGCUCCAGAGGAGCCCAAAUCUGCACCUCCAGAAGAACCAGCUGCAGCAGCAGACGAAGCAGCUCCAGUCGCAAAAGAACCGACUGCAGCAGCAGCAGAGGAAGCAGCUCCAGUAGUAGAAGAACCAGCUGCAGCAGCAGAUGAAGCAGCUCCAGUUGUAGAAGAACCAGCUGCAGCAGCAGCAGAGGAAGCAGCUCCAGUUGUAGAAGAACCAGCUGCAGCAGCAGCAGAGGAAGCAGCUCCAGUUGUAGAAGAACCAGUUGUAGUAGCAAAGGAAUCUGCUCCAGCAGCAGAGGAACCAAUCACAGCAGCAGAGGAAGCAGCUCCGGUAGUAGAAGAACCAGUUGUAGUGGCAGAGGAAUCUGCUCCAGCAGCAGAGGAACCAGCUCAAGCAGCAGAGGAACCAGCUCAAGCAGCAGAGGAGCUGCUUGUUCCAGUAGUACAGGAGCAAGUCCCAGUAGAGCUCCCAGAGGCUAAAGCAGCAGCAGCAGAGGAACUCUCUGCUCCAGCAUCAGAAGAACCUGUGCAAAUUGAGGCUGAACCAGAGCCUACAGCUGCACCCGAAGAGCUACCUGUAGCGGAACCUGCUGCAGCUGGGGAAUCUGUACCAGAACCAGAGGUUGUUCCAGUCAUCACAAAGGAAGCACCUGAGGACCAAGAACCAGAGCCCAUCCCAGAGACUGUUACUGAGCCUGAAGCAACUGUCGUGGAGACAGUGGUCCCUGCUGCUAUCCCUGAACCUGAGCCAGUGGCUGAACCAGCUGUACAAGCAGUGUUGGAGAAAGCCCCAGAACCAGAGCAAACCCUCGAGCCAGAACCAGAGCCAGAGGUAGAGCAGAAACCAGAGCCAGAGUCAGUGGAAGCAUCUGAGCCAGAACCUGAACCAGUGCAAACCCCAGUGCCAGUGCUAGAACAAUCACCAGAGCCAGAACCAGAGAAAGUACAAGAGCCAGAGCCAAAACAAGAGGCUGAUGCAGGGGAACCAGCAGCAGAGGAACAAGUAGAAGAAGUUGAGCCAGAACCAGUCAUAGCCACAUCUGACAUUCCUGAACCUGAGACUGUGGAAGCAGAAGCACCUGAGGUCUUGGAGACUGCAACAGAGGAGGUCCCCAGUGAACAUCAACGUGAACAGGACGAAUCUGUUGCAACCGAAGCCUCCAGCACUGAGACGGCAGCUGAGCCAGAAGCACCAGAACCCGUCCCUGAGAUUGUCAUCUCAGAGUCUGUAUCUGCCAGCGAAAUUACUGCUGAGUCUGAAGUGGAAGCUGAGGCCACUGCGGAAGAGGUGCCUUGCCAAGGGCCCGAGGUCAAAAGCGAGAUGGAGAAUGGAGAUUUAGAGUGCGAUUCUCGCACAAAGGAUGUGGCGGAAGUAGAUGCACUUCCAGCUGUGAAUGGAGAGUGCACAGAUCCUACUGCCACACACACAGAGGAAUGUGUUAACGGUAGUGAAAUGCCAGAGGAGACGCCUAUCAAGGAGCAGAGUGACUUUGAACUGAAAAAGGAUGUGAACCUGAGUGGGGAUGCCCAGGAAGUUCCCGAUGCAGUCUCCGACGUGGUUGAAGGUCUCGGCACCGAGGUCACCCAGGCGGUCUGAAAAGAAGCCAUCUUUCAAAUCAACGUGAAGUCAGUUUAAUCCUCAGAUGGUGCGAGAAAGCCAUCAAGGUAUCACAAACACAGCUAGGCUUUCUGAAAUGCUGUAACCACUGCAAUGUCUCUUGUGGUAACUCAGGCAAAAGGAUGUUUUCUUUUGAGUAACCAAAAAUGAAAUGCAACCACUUGAGGAUAGAAUGAAGGAGAGAAAGAGACAGAGAGAGAUAGGCAGAGAGAGAGAGCAAGAUAGCAAGUGAGAUGGAAGUGCAAAGGGAGACUUGAGUUUAAAAUCUGUUGGGUGCAGACAGACAGACAAACAUGACAGCAGAGCAAAAAAUACUGGACAGUAAAUAUGAUAUUAAUGAAUGAAAUUAAUAAAUCUGUCUUUGUGUGUGACCCCAAUGAAUAUUACAAAGUGGUUUAUUGGAACAGCAUUCAUCAUUAGUAUAUUAUCUGAUUUAGAAUUUCAUAUAUCCUUUCUAUUACUAUAAGCAGAGACGUGACUGAAAUGUUUUGGCCUUUUAUAAUAAUGGAACCUGUGAGGACUGUUAAUUUUAAAUGAAUUGAUUGUUCGGAAUAGAGAAUAAAAACAGAUUGUUAUAGCC
Molecule: messenger RNA, 2563 nt
Organism: Seriola dumerili (greater amberjack)
Lineage: Eukaryota; Metazoa; Chordata; Actinopteri; Carangiformes; Carangidae
Product: protein TsetseEP-like
Exons: 2
Coding region: 160-1962 (600 amino acids)
Source: RefSeq, a predicted model, not a curated record